AUGGCCUCCCGGGAGCCUCCUGCCACAAGCCACGCCCCGCCCGACGUGCCCUCGGGGGUCGCGCUCUUUGUCACUAUCCCCUUUGCCUUCUUCCUGCCAGAGCUGGUAUUCGGGUUCUGGGUGUGGAUCCUGGUCGCCGCCACCCAGGUGGCACAGCCCUUGCUCCAAGGAUGGGUGAUGUAUGUCUCACUCACGUCAUUCCUUAUCUCCCUGAUGUUCCUGCUGUCUUACUUGUUGGAAUUUUACAAAAAGUUUAGCUCCUGGAAAGUCCUGGACAGCCUGUACCACGGGACCACUGGCAUCCUGUACAUGAGCGCGGCUGUCCUGCAAGCUCAUGCCACAAUCCUUUCUGAGGCUGGUGGACCCCCGAACUACUAUCUAAACACGGCGGCUUCGUUUUUUACCUUCAUCACCGCCCUGCUGUACAUCCUUCAUGCCUUCAGCAUCUACUACCACUGA
Messenger RNA from Elephantulus edwardii (Cape elephant shrew), 459 nucleotides. RefSeq names its product mal, T-cell differentiation protein-like (gene MALL). Gene Ontology annotation, cellular component: membrane. The transcript has 4 exons. The record is from RefSeq and is a predicted model, not a curated record. The coding region runs from base 1 to 459 and encodes 152 amino acids. Gene Ontology annotation, molecular function: structural constituent of myelin sheath. Gene Ontology annotation, biological process: myelination. Lineage: Eukaryota; Metazoa; Chordata; Mammalia; Macroscelidea; Macroscelididae.